This is a messenger RNA of Psammomys obesus (fat sand rat), 3138 nucleotides long. RefSeq names its product TOX high mobility group box family member 4 (gene Tox4). The coding region runs from base 255 to 2114 and encodes 619 amino acids. NCBI's taxonomy places the organism in Eukaryota, Metazoa, Chordata, Mammalia, Rodentia, Muridae. Gene Ontology annotation, molecular function: chromatin DNA binding. Gene Ontology annotation, cellular component: nucleus. The transcript is spliced from 9 exons. The record is from RefSeq and is a predicted model, not a curated record. Gene Ontology annotation, biological process: regulation of transcription by RNA polymerase II.
AAAUCCUCCCUGGCUCCGGAGUACCCGACACCGCCUCUAGGGCCGCCCCUCGCUCUUCUCCAUGCCAUUAUCCCACCAAGCUCCAGGGGGCGACCGCGAGCCUUCGGGGAGCUCGGAUCGCGACUGGUUGCGGCCAGGACUCCGUCCAAUCAGCGGAGAGCGACGCUCCUUCUUGAGGAAGUGACGCGCUCGGAACUCAUUGGGGGCGGUGGGAGCGAUGCGGACGCUGAGACGCUGGUAGUGGCCCUGUGAAGAUGGAGUUUCCCGGAGGAAAUGACAAUUACUUGACGAUCACUGGGCCCUCGCACCCCUUCCUGUCAGGGGCCGAGACCUUCCAUACACCAAGCUUGGGCGAUGAGGAAUUUGAAAUCCCUCCUAUCUCCUUGGACUCUGAUCCCUCACUGGCUGUCUCAGAUGUGGUUGGGCACUUUGAUGACCUGGCAGACCCCUCCUCUUCACAGGAUGGCAGCUUUUCAGCUCAAUAUGGGGUCCAGACAUUGGACAUGCCAGUGGGCAUGACCCAUGGCUUGAUGGAGCAAGGCGGGGGCCUCCUGAGUGGGGGCUUGACUAUGGACCUGGACCAUUCUAUAGGAACUCAGUAUAGUGCCAACCCACCUGUUACAAUUGAUGUACCAAUGACAGACAUGACAUCUGGCUUAAUAGGACACAGCCAGUUGACCACUAUUGAUCAAUCAGAACUGAGUUCUCAACUUGGUUUGAGUUUAGGGGGUGGCACUAUCUUGCCACCAGCCCAGUCACCUGAGGAUCGUCUUUCAACUACUCCUUCACCUACGAAUUCACUUCAUGAAGAUGGUGUUGAUGAUUUCCGGAGGCAACUUCCCAGCCAGAAGACAAUGGUAGUGGAAACAGGGAAAAAGCAAAAGGCUCCCAAGAAGAGAAAAAAGAAAGACCCUAAUGAACCUCAGAAGCCAGUCUCUGCAUAUGCAUUAUUCUUCCGUGAUACUCAGGCUGCCAUCAAGGGACAGAACCCCAAUGCCACCUUUGGUGAGGUGUCGAAGAUUGUGGCUUCCAUGUGGGACAGUCUUGGAGAAGAGCAAAAACAGGUGUACAAGCGGAAAACUGAAGCUGCCAAGAAAGAGUAUCUCAAGGCGCUAGCUGCUUAUAAAGACAACCAGGAGUGUCAGGCUACUGUGGAAACAGUGGAAUUAGAUCCCAUGCCACAGUCACAGACUCCUUCACCACCUCCUGUGACUACUGUGGACCCAGCAUCUCCAGCACCAGCCUCAACGGAGUCCCCUGCUUUGUCCCCUUGCAUUGUGGUUAAUUCCACACUCUCGUCUUACGUGGCAAACCAGGCAUCUUCUGGGGCUGGGGGUCAGCCCAACAUUACCAAGUUGAUCAUUACCAAACAGAUGUUGCCCUCUUCUAUUACCAUGUCUCAGGGAGGAAUGGUUACUGUUAUCCCAGCCACAGUGGUCACCUCCCGUGGGCUCCAACUAGGCCAAACAAGUACAGCUACUAUUCAGCCCAGUCAGCAGGCCCAGAUUGUCACUCGGUCAGUGUUGCAGGCAGCAGCAGCUGCUGCUGCUUCUAUGCAGUUGCCUCCACCCCGACUACAGCCUCCUCCAUUGCAACAGAUGCCUCAGCCCCCAACUCAACAGCAAGUCACCAUUCUGCAGCAACCUCCUCCACUUCAGGCCAUGCAACAACCUCCACCUCAGAAAGUUAGAAUCAACUUACAACAGCAGCCACCUCCUCUGCAGAGCAAGAUUGUGCCUCCACCCACUCUGAAAAUACAGACUACCCUGGUCCCCCCAACUGUAGAAAACAGUCCUGAGCAGCCUAUGAACAGCAGCCCUGAGGCCCACACAGUAGAAGCAACCUCUCCUGAGACAAUCUGUGAAAUGAUCACAGAUGUAGUUCCUGAGGUCGAGUCUCCUUCUCAGAUGGAUGUGGAACUGGUGAGUGGAUCCCCUGUGACACUGUCACCUCAGCCUCGAUGUGUGAGGUCUGGUUGUGAGAACCCUCCUGUUAUCAGUAAGGACUGGGACAACGAAUACUGCAGCAAUGAGUGUGUGGUGAAGCACUGCAGGGAUGUAUUCUUGGCCUGGGUGGCCUCUAGAAAUCCGAACUCUGUGGUGUUUGUGAAGUAGCCUUCCUCUUCUCCAAGCCUUGAAGAUUCAUCUGCCGGACACGAGUCCAAAAGCCUGUUUUUGAAACACAAGCUGGGCUUCUGGUAGUGCCUGACCUUUACCCGUGCCCCCACCUCCCUUUUCUUUCUUCAGGAGAGGCCAGACUAUGUAGCAGGGCCAGCGAGUUUACUGUAAUUUAGAAUUGCUUUUUAUUCUCAACUGUAAACAAAAUUACCAGGUUGAUAGCACAGGAAAGGGUGAUGGGAAUAUGGAAGCAAAUCAUAGGAGGUUAUUAGAAGAAAUGUGUCGGUAAAAUUGCCAGGGGACUUGCCUAAGAUGUUAUUGGGAGAGUGCUUAGCUUGCUCCUAGGAAGAAACAGCACUGGGAUGAGAGUGGUAAAAUACAUUGGUUUAAGUCCCAAAUUAAAGAGGAAUGGAAAUACUGAUUUAAAGAAAAAUAUACCCCCUUUGAAAGGGACUUGGUUAUGACUUAUCACAAAGGAAGCGGAGUUCAGUCUCCAGGCAGGAAGAUAAGGAGUUCUUGGCCCACCAGUGAGUUUAAGGGCAGUCUAGGAAAUAUGAGGUUAAAGUCUUGCAGAACAUGGUAGACUAUGCCUUUAAUCCCAGUAUUUUGGAGAAUAUCUGAGUUAAAAGCCAAUCUGAAUUUACAAAGUAGAUUUUGUCUCAAAAAACCAGGCUGGGUGUGGUGGCACGCUCCUUUAAUCCCAGAACUUGGGAGGCAAAAGGUGGGUUGGAUCUCUGAGCUUGAAGCUACUAGCUAGUGUUAUAUAGUGAGAUCCUGUCUUAAGGUCCCUGCCCCUGACCCACUGACCCCUCCCCCUCCUCUCUCACCUCUGUUUCUGUCUCAGCACACUGGGCUGGAGGAAAAUUACAUCAUCCAGGACUAUCUUCUUUUCCUCUACAAGUAUUAUUUCAGUCAAAACUUUCUUUGCCUGACUUGGUUACCAGUUUUGCAUGUAAGAAGCAGAACUCUAUAUACCCCUAAUGAGAGGUUUUACAAAGUAAAGAAGUUGUGUUUGGUGAAA